GACUAAACUUAACAAACAAGCUCGGUCUCAUUCUUGCUAGAAAAACAAAAACCAAAGCUACUACAAUAUUCAUUCUAAUUUCAAUGGCAUCGAGGCAACCACCUCCAAGACACGUUGAAGAACUUAACAGAACAACAGAGCACGAUCUGAAUGCCACUGCUUCAGAUGAAGAAAAGCGCGGUGUAAUUGGUUCAGUCAUAAAAACCGUCAAAGACACCUACGAGAAUGCAAGAGAAUCCAUAGUUGGCAAAAGAGAUCCAGCAGACAAUUCCCACACUACAACACAAGUAGUCCAUGUUUACGAUCACAAUGAUGGUGUCUCAACUGGUGAAGUUAGAGACAUAUCAGCCAACAAAUCAUGCGGAAUCUAUGAUUCCGCAACUCAGAAGAGUAAUGAGUAUGCAGAUUAUGCGGGAGAGAAAGCGAAAGAAGCUAAGGAGAAAGCAGGGGAGUAUAAAGACUGUGCUGUGGAGAAAGCAAGGGAAGGGAAAGAUGCUACGGUGAAUAAGUUGGGUGAGUAUAAGGAUUGUACAGCUGAGAAGGCUAAAGAAGGAAAAGACACUGCUGUUGAUGCGGCCAAAAGGGCUAUGGGUUACUUGGGUGACAAGAAAGAGGAAACUAAAGAGAAGACUGCAGAGACUGCUGAAGCAGCUAAACAGAAAACGGUUGAGGCCAAAGAUAAGACCAAGGAGAUGCUGAGUGGAGGAGAUGAAGAGGCAAGGAAGAAAGUGGAAGGGGAAAAUGUGAAAGAUGAAGUAUUUGGAGGGAAAACAUGGAGGCGUGGAAAUGAAGGUGUGAUAAAAACUGAAGAUACUCCAACAGGAGCUGUGGCUGAAAAGCUGAAAGCUUCUGAUCAGAUGACGGGUCAGACAUUCAAUGACGUGGGACCUUUGGAUGAUGAAGGGGUCACUCGUGUUGGUCUCCUUGAUAUUAAAAAGUGAUGUACAGAUGAAUAUCGAGGGUGACUUGUUUGUUUUGUUUUUGUUGGCUUGUUUAGUUUAAUAUCCAAAACAUUAUACUACCAUUCGGUUCUCUUCAAAAAAUGUGUCUAAUCUUUCCUCAAUGAGGAGGACCUCAACUUAAAAAUGUUUGUUUCUUUGCGUGGGGAAUGAA
This is a messenger RNA of Cicer arietinum (chickpea), 1113 nucleotides long. RefSeq lists its product as uncharacterized. Gene Ontology annotation, cellular component: cytosol. The record is from RefSeq and is a predicted model, not a curated record. Lineage: Eukaryota; Viridiplantae; Streptophyta; Magnoliopsida; Fabales; Fabaceae.